AUGUCUCAAAGAUUACAAGAUAUUAAGAAUCAUAUUUCACCAGAUGGUGUAACAAAACAAAAUCAUUUAAGUAUUUUGAAAGAAUAUAAAAAUCCUGAUGAUAUUGUAAUUGUUGCAUCAAAUAGAUCUGCAAUAACAAAAGGUUUUAAAGGUGGAUUUAAUGAUUUAAAUACAGAUUAUUUAUUAGUUUCAUUUUUAAAAAAAUUUAUUGAAGUUUGGCCAGAAAAUUUACAAAAAAAUUUAAGUUUAAUUGAAGAUAUUACUUGUGGUAAUGUUUUAAAUGUUGGUGCAGGUGCAACAGAACAUAGAGCUGCAAUGCUAGCCGCUGGGUUUCCGUAUCAAACUUCGUUUAAUGCAAUUAAUAGACAAUGUUCUUCAGGUUUAACUGCAGUAAAUGAUAUUGCAAAUAAAAUAUCAUCGGGACAAAUUGAUAUUGGUCUAGCCUUAGGGAUUGAAUCGAUGUCAAAAAAUUAUAAAAACAUUAAUCCAUUAGGUUCAAUCUCUGAAGAAUUAUUAACUGAUAAAGAUGCUAAAAAAUGUUUAAUUCCGAUGGGCCUAACUAAUGAAUUAAUUGCUAAAAACUUUAACAUUAAUAGAGAACAACAAGAUUCCUUUGCAACAAAAUCUAACGAAAAAGCAAUUAAUGCAAUCAAACAAAAUUUAUUCAAAGAUGAAAUUUUACCAAUUUUAACACCUUCUGGUAAAAUUAUUGAUACCGAUGAAGGUCCACGUGAAAAUGUUACAGUUGAAUCACUAGCCAAAUUAAAUCCAGCAUUUAUUAAAGAUCCUAAAAAAAAUGGUACAACAACAGCUGGGAAUUCAUCGCAAAUUUCGGAUGGUGUUGCAGGUGUCUUAUUAGCACGUAGAUCGGUUGCCGAAUCUCUUGGUUUACCUAUAAUGGCACGUUAUUUAGCAUUUCAAGUUAUUGGUGUACCACCAGAAAUUAUGGGAGUGGGACCAGCUUUCGUUAUUCCAAAGUUAUUAAAUAAAUUACAAUUAUCAAUUAAUGAUAUUGACGUCUUUGAAAUUAAUGAAGCAUUUGCUGCACAAUGUUUGUACUGUGCAAACAAAUUAAAAAUUGAUCCAGAAAAGAUUAAUCCAAGAGGUGGUGCCAUUGCAUUAGGUCAUCCCUUAGGUUGUACCGGGGCAAGACAGGUCGCCACUUUAAUGAGAGAAUUACAAACUGGGCAAAUUGGGAUAGUUUCAAUGUGUAUCGGUACAGGGAUGGGUGCUGCAGCUGCUUUCCUAAAGGAAUGA
This is a messenger RNA of Maudiozyma saulgeensis, 1257 nucleotides long. The record is from the annotation of a GenBank genome assembly. NCBI's taxonomy places the organism in Eukaryota, Fungi, Ascomycota, Saccharomycetes, Saccharomycetales, Saccharomycetaceae.